Molecule: messenger RNA, 712 nt
Organism: Anopheles cruzii
Lineage: Eukaryota; Metazoa; Arthropoda; Insecta; Diptera; Culicidae
Gene: Prosbeta3
Product: proteasome subunit beta type-3
Exons: 2
Coding region: 95-712 (205 amino acids)
Biological process (GO): proteasome-mediated ubiquitin-dependent protein catabolic process
Cellular component (GO): proteasome core complex, beta-subunit complex; proteasome core complex
Source: RefSeq, a predicted model, not a curated record
CGCAAAACUGCAAGUAAACAGCUAACCUCUUGCGGCGCCCGAACAGUUUGUAGUGUUAUUGGCAAAGGAAUAGUUAGAUAAGGCCACUCCAGCGAUGUCGAUUCUGGCGUACAACGGUGGUUGCGUGGUGGCGAUGAAGGGCAAGAACUGUGUGGCCGUCGCGACGGAUCAUCGCUUUGGCGUGCAGGCACAAACGAUUGCGACAGACUUCGACAAAGUGUUUGAAAUCAACCCACACAUGUAUCUCGGGCUGGUCGGGCUGCAGACGGACAUCCUGACCGUGUACCAGCGGCUACUGUUCCGGAAGAAUCUGUACGAGGUGCGCGAGAACCGACAGAUGACCCCGGAGCGGUUCUCGGCGAUGCUCUCCAACUUUCUGUACGAGAAGCGCUUCGGACCGUACUUCAUCGAGCCGGUGAUCGCCGGCCUGGACCCGAAAACCUACGAACCGUUCAUCUGCAACAUGGACCUGAUCGGGUGUCCCAACUUGCCGAACGAUUUCGUUGUGGUCGGUACCUGCGCGGAACAGCUGUACGGUAUGUGCGAGACGCUCUGGAAGCCGGAUCUGGAGCCGAACAAUCUGUUCGAGGUCAUCUCGCAGUCCCUGGUGAACGCGUUCGACCGUGACGCCAUCUCCGGUUGGGGUGCGACCGUGUACAUCAUCGAGAAGGAAAAGAUCACGGUGAAGAAGCUGAAAACGCGCAUGGAUUAA